Lagopus muta (rock ptarmigan) is the source of this 4564-nucleotide messenger RNA. Its product is annotated as lysozyme g. Gene Ontology annotation, biological process: peptidoglycan catabolic process; defense response to Gram-positive bacterium. Gene Ontology annotation, cellular component: extracellular region. The transcript is spliced from 4 exons. Gene Ontology annotation, molecular function: lysozyme activity. Lineage: Eukaryota; Metazoa; Chordata; Aves; Galliformes; Phasianidae. Bases 414 to 1223 code for a protein of 269 amino acids. The record is from RefSeq and is a predicted model, not a curated record.
UGGGCACAGGAUGAGGGCAUCUGGAGUGGAAGCACAGCAGCAAGGAGCACUGAGCAUCAUUCAUUUUAUUCUUUAUUUGAUUUUUCAUCAACUAAAUAUUGGAGCUGGAGGUUGGUUACUAAGAUGUUGCUGAAGAUGUGGGCUGGAAGCAUUGCAGCUUGGUUUGUGCCAGAAGAGAGACGUGACUGCACUUCUAUAUCACUUUGUGUAUCCAACCGAGAGACAUAAGCCAUCAAUUCAGAAAUGGUUUAUUUGUGUUAAAUCAGCGAGCACUGAGAUAGGAUCAUUCCUUCACGUUUGCUGAUUGAUUUUCCAGAUUGUUUUGCGUGCUCAGAAGAACGACCCCAUGCACCUGGUGCUCACGCUGCUGGGCUUCUCCACCCUCCUGGGUAAGUCAGCAUCCUGCUGCCCCUAUGCGUUCAUCCCUUGAGCAGCCCCAGAUUAACGUGCCUCCCUAUCUCCCCUUCCCAAAUCUCGAUUGUUAUCAAAUUGUGUUGGGACAUAAGGUGCUCACUUCUCCUGCAAGUCUUGCUGAAGAAGAGGUUAGCUCUGAGGGGUGGGUGGGUGCAGGACACAAGGCGCAGGGUGCAAGUUGCAAAGUGCAGGAUGCAGAGUGCAGGAUGCUUACGUCUUUUCAUACAACAUUUUCAGGUAUGUGCCAGGCCCGCACAGAUUGCUAUGGCAAUGUAAACAGAAUCGAUACCACGGGUGCUUCAUGCAACACUGCAAAACCAGAGGGCUUAAACUACUGUGGAGUUCAAGCUUCAAGAAAGAUUGCUGAACGGGACCUAGGAAAUAUGAAUAGAUACAAAAUACUCAUUAAGAGAGUUGGUGAAGCAUUAUGUAUUGAGCCUGCUGUGAUUGCUGGCAUCAUCUCUCGGGAAUCUCACGCUGGCACAAUACUGAAGAAUGGCUGGGGUGACAAUGGAAAUGGAUUUGGUUUAAUGCAGGUUGACAAAAGACACCAUAACAUUGAGGGAACGUGGAAUGGAGAAACCCAUAUCAGUCAGGGCACAAGAAUACUUAUUGACAUGAUAAAGAAAAUACAGAGAAAAUUCCCACGUUGGACAAGGGAUCAACAGCUAAAAGGUGGCAUUUCUGCCUACAAUGUUGGCCCUGGAAAUGUCCGAAGCUAUGAGAGAAUGGACAUUGGCACUCUCCAUGAUGACUACGGCAAUGAUGUGGUUGCUCGAGCCCAGUAUUUCAAGCAGCAUGGAUACUAGGUUGAGGCAACCAUACCAAGUGAUUUACCUACCAUCACCUGAACAGCCACCAAAACACAAGAGAAGCUACAUACUGCAAAUCCAUACAGAUGCACAUGUUACAGGAACAAAAAAAACGCAGGCUAAAACUCACAUCUUUAAAAACAAUAUUCAGUAGGACCCUGGUCAUGUGGUUUUUCUUUAAAAGCAACAGGCAUUUUUCAAAGAUGCCUGAUACUUACUUAAUAUAAUUAUGUGGUCACUUUUUCUGAAUUCCAACUUUUCAUAAAGAUACAUAGACCACAGUUGGAUUUUUCUGUCACUUCUCAGUCAUACAGAAAUAAGCAAACAGAAAAAUAAUAAACAUGUUAUUAGCAAAAGAAACCAGACUCCAAGAUAUUUGUAUUUUCAUCUGUGAUAGCAAAGUUUGGAUAAGUAAUGUUAAUAUUAGCAGAUAAUGAAGCUGAGAAGAGAAUGGGAAAACGACCUGCUGGCAUUAGUAGACAGCCAGCCGAACAUGAGCCAGUAGUGUGCCCAGGUGGCCAAGAAGGUCAGCUUGUAUCAGAAAUAGUGCAGCUGGCAGGAGCAGAAAGGUUAUUAUCCCACUGUAUUCAGCUCUGGUGAGGCCACAACACAAGUGCUGUGUUCAGUUUUGGGCCUCUCAUGACAAGAAAGACAUUGAAGCCCUGGAGCACGUCCAGAGAAGGGCAACAAAGCAGUGAGGGGUUUGAAGCACAAGUCUGAUGGGAAGUGAAUGAGGUAACUGGGAUUGUUCAGUGGAGAAGAGGAGGCUCAGGGGAGACCUCCUCAUUCCUACAGUCACCUGACAGGAGGUUGUGGAGUGGUAGAUGUCGGCCUCUUCUCCCAGGUAACAACGAGAGGAUGAGAGCAAAUGGCCUCAAGCUGUGCCAGGGGAGGUUCAGGAAAAUUAGGAAUAUUAGGAUAUUAGGAAAAAUUCUUUCUUAGAAAGAGUGCUGAUGCAGUGGCACAGUCUGCACAGGGAGGUGGUGCAGUCACCAUUCCUGGAGGUGUUCAAGAACCGUGUGGAUGUGGCACUGAGGGAUGUGGCCAGUGGGCAUGGUGGGAAUGGACUGAUGGUUGGACUGGAUGAUCUGAGAGGUCCUUUCCAUCCUUAAUGACUCUAAGAUCCUAUGAGUUGACUUAAUAUAUCAAUGAGAUGGCUGCAGGCCUCACAGCAGACAUUCACAGCAGACAUCCCUACACAUGGGCAGGUAAUGACUUCCCAAUCUCCUCACCCAUGCCACUGAAGUGGGUUUGAUUCCCACAGCUGUGGAUAGAAUUAAAACUCUAGUAUUCGUCACCUCCUGCCCUGUGGUACAAAGGCAACUGCCACAUUAGGAAGGAUGACAGAGUAUCAUCUACAAAAUGUGAUGUUUUCAGGCUCACCAGCACCAGAAAGGCCUCAGAUAAGGAUUGUGCUUAGCUCAGCAAACAUGGGGACCAACUGAAAAGCAGCCAAAGCAGAGCAACCAUCAUGAUCAGAAGAGAGGAAACUGUGACCUGAAAAGAUGAAAGAACUGGGGUGGGUUAAGUGGGAGAACAUGUACUAACGACAGGUGUAUGUGUAACUAUGCAACAGAUGACCUGGAAGAGGAAAGCAGGAAAUGGUUUGUCACGCCUGAGUGGACAGAGAGAAAGCAAAUACACAUCCAUAGAUGUGGAAAUGUUUAGUAUCUCCCACUAUUUGCUUUCGUUUUUAAUCAGCAAUGAAUAUAAAAUAUUAAGUAUUGCCCUUUAGUAUUUAUUUUAUAAGAAUGGCCUUUGCUACACUUAGCUAAGGCCAUGAACAAGACUUCCAAGAUACCUAAAAACUUAUUUAAAACCUCAGCACAAUUUGCAAGACACAAACUUGCAGAAAUUAACUUACUACAAAAGACGCUGAAAUUUGUGCUGACUGUGUAAGUCUCACUUUUAAGUCCUGUUGCACUCUCCAGCUCAGGGCUUCUUUGUUGCAGAUGUGACAUGGAGAAUUUCUGCAGAAACCACAGGGGACUUGGAAACAAAACAAUAAGUGCAACCAGUAGGGUUAUGAGAUGACUGGUGCUACUUGUUUCCUUCAACAGAACUCCUAUGGGAGUUCUCAUUCUCAGCAUCUCUGUCUCAACAUCUUUUUGAUUACGUAAAUGUUGCACUAUAAAAUUGAGUUUUGCUACACCAGUGUCUGAAGUUCAUUUCUUAAAUACGAAUGGUUAUCACAGAAAGAAAAAGAAAUUACUAAAGCAGUGGCUAAGAAUUACAUGUCAUGAAUGGCAUGAGGGGAAUGGCAUGCAUCAUGGAUGGUUAACUGAGGGGACUACACUAUCUAGAAAUUACAUUGCAAAUAGUAAAAAUGUUCCACUAGAUCCAAACCACCCCAUCUCCACAUUCAAUACUGAGAAGCAUAGGAUUCUGCCAUGCAUACAUUUAAAACAAUAAGGAGGACAAAAAACCAGUAGAAUUGUCUGCAGCAAUAAAAUAUUUUAAGGACAGCCUACUCAGAAAUUUUAUUCCAAAAAAGCUGUAGCAAUUUUGUGAUUCUUGUAUGAUUCUUGAUGAAAUGCAGAAAAGGCCUACAAGUAUAUUCUUAAUUUGCUUUGUGCUGCUUAAUCAUUAGUUUGUUUUGGAAGGGCCCUGUUUGACUUCUUUGGGUCCCUCCUUUACAAGGAGCUCUUCUAUUAAGUGUAUUCUAAAUCUCCUAACUACUCAAGAAAAAAGACUUGAACAUUUUAAAUGGACGAGUUCCUUCCUGCUGAAGAUGAACAAGAGCUACAAAUGAUAUAAAUGACAGCUGCCUCCACUUGUGGCUGAAACCUGCCCAGGGUUACCCAACCUUUGCUGUCUGACUCGGGAUGUCUUACUCUGUCUGCAGCUGUCUAAACUCUGCAAAGGUGGACAGAAUGCACCCAAUGACAGCCUGAGCAAAAGUCAAUCCAGUAGAAAUAAGUUAAGCCACGGUCUUACAGUUAAAAAAACCCAAACCCCUAACUACAGUAAAGAAGCAGGUAAAUACAGGCAUUCAUCUCAGCAGCAUGAUGUCAAAAUAAAUCACACUACUCAUUGCCUCUUCCCGCUCAGCUUUGUCAUUAGUUGAAAGCAUUUUUCAGCCCCCUUUGUCCAGCAGAUGGAUGCAGCACACCCUUUUGAAGCUUUGGCAGGGAGGGGUGAAAUGGUGAAUUUCAUCAGGUGAAAUGUUGCAGGUGAGCCAUAAAUCCCUUCUAUGCUGGGAACCUGUUCUAGGAAUUGCCUUUAACUGCCAUAAAAUUUGCUUCUGAAAAAUGCUGGGCGAGGCCUGACUCUGCAGUCAUCACUGCAGCUUUUCAGAAAUUAGUUUCUGCAAAAGGCCCUGGCUUAAUAAAUUGCAG